Molecule: messenger RNA, 1874 nt
Organism: Chironomus riparius
Lineage: Eukaryota; Metazoa; Arthropoda; Insecta; Diptera; Chironomidae
Source: the annotation of a GenBank genome assembly
UGAGAAAUAAUAUUCACGAGAGGCGAGAAGAGACGUGUUGUGUGUCGUAUUUAGAAAAUCGGUAGUGGAAUAGAGAAGAAAGAAAUUAUGGACAAAUUACUAUUAUCAUUGUAUUUCACAAUACUAUUAACAACAUUGACAGUUAAUUCAGCACCUAUGCCAAGUUCAAAAAUAAUAUCGACUAUUGAACAGCAGCAGCAAAUGCGACAGAAGAAAUACGGUCAUGUGAUAAAUAAUGACAAUAACAAUAACAAUAAUAAUAAUAGCAAUAAUGAAAAUGAUGAUUCAAUAAAAACUGAAAAUGCCGAAAGCAAUAGUCAAAUGCAGAAAGCCAAUAAAAAUGCCGACAGAAUGGCAGAAUAUAUGGGUGAUGAUGUUGAAGAUGUCGAUAAUGACGACGAUCGUAGACCUUCAAGUGUGUACGACAGACGAGACGAAAUAAUUGGUGAAAUGAGACAGCAUCGACAGAAUAAAAUGUUUGGAUAUUUUUCAUACAAUCCAUUUGCAUACACAGCUCCACCAUACACACAAUCACUCUACUAUCCACCAGAAUUUUUCGAUGAUUUCUCUUCCUACUAUGGAUUCAAUAAUGAUGAAGAAGAAAUCAUGUCACGACAAAAUCCAGGAAAUCGAAGACGUCCAGGAACAGGAAACUUUAAAAACUCACCAAUUUAUUACAUUAGAUUGCCUCCAACUCCAUACAUGUUUGUGCCUGGAUUAGGUUACAUUUCACAGCCACCAACUUACACUCCAAUGCCUCCACCACCACCAACAAUUAGCCCAUUCUAUAAUCUUCCACUUGAUUUCAUUUCAAAUGGAAAACCGACAAAUAUCUACCAAUGGGGAAGCCCAGCAGCUCAAUUUGCACAACAACCACAAUAUGUACCACAAGCACCAGCAUAUCAGCCAAGUUAUCAAAGACCACAACGACCUUAUCAGCGACCAAUGAACCCAUAUGUUCAAGAAUCAAAAGUAACAAAUCUCAAAGGUGCAUUCUUAUUUAAUGGUCGUCCCGAGGAAAUUUAUGUUCUGCCGCCAAGCUCAUAUAAUUCAAUUUAUCCCGAUCCACGAUUUGUUUCUCCAUAUUAUUAGAAGACAUUGAAAUGAUAAUAAAAGAAAGAAUCUGUAGAGAAAUAAAAAGAGAGAAAUGAACGAUAUAUUUGAUAUAUUUGUGUGCACAGUAUGUAAUAGUUAAUUAUAGAAAUUAGUGUAAUUGAUAUGUAAGUUUGUUUAAUUAAAAUUCUGGCGUGUUCAUAAAAAUUAAAAAAAGUAAAAAAAUGUGAAUGUGGAUAAAUUUAAGCGCAUUGUUGUAAUGAAUAUGAUAAAAAUAACUAUUUGAAGCUUAAUUAUGAAUAUUAAAUAAGCUUUAAAUUGUCAAUAAUUCUUAACAUUCAUGAAAUUUGAUUUUUAAUCCAAAUAUGCCCGAAUAACACAAGUCGGUUAAUUGAUCAGAAAUCUGGGACCAAGCCAGUAUGACUCUGGCGUGGUGCUAGUUUUAAAUUGAUGCCCGCACCAUGCCAGAACCAUACCUGCUUGGUGCUGGAUUUUUUAUUCGAUUAACCAACUUGUGCUAUUCGGGAUGGAAGCUCUAAUUUUGUUAUAAAAAUGCGCUUGAAAAAAAUGAAAUUAAUGUAUGAAUAUAGUAAGUUAUAAUGUUUUAGUGACACGAUAAAAAAAAAGAAAAUUAAAUGAUAUGAUGAUGAAAAGUCCUUGAACUGAUCACUAGCUAGUUUUAAAAAAAUAAUUAAGUAGUUUAACGAUUUUUGACAUAAAGCAUUUUUACUUUUAUGACUGGCAAUUUUGAUAAGCAUUUUUGUGUAGUGUUGCAUUUAUACCUUCAUUUGAAAUAAACAUAAAUUAAUCUUGAAAAUAUA